Gallus gallus (chicken) is the source of this 1323-nucleotide messenger RNA. RefSeq names its product RAB, member of RAS oncogene family-like 2A (gene RABL2A). NCBI's taxonomy places the organism in Eukaryota, Metazoa, Chordata, Aves, Galliformes, Phasianidae. The coding region runs from base 64 to 975 and encodes 303 amino acids. Gene Ontology annotation, molecular function: GTP binding; GTPase activity. Gene Ontology annotation, cellular component: Golgi apparatus; endosome. The transcript has 8 exons. The record is from RefSeq and is a predicted model, not a curated record.
GACGUUGCAGAGUGCGACGGCGCCGCGUGUGUCGCGUAGCAGCGGGGACGCAGCGGCGUAGCAAUGGCGGAGGCGGCGGAGCAGCCCCGGGAUGAGGCCCCGCUUGAGGCCGGCGCUGAGGAGGCCGUGAAGAUCAUCUGCUUGGGCGACAGCGCCGUCGGCAAGUCUAAGCUGCUCGAGAGGUUCCUGCUCGACGGAUUCCGCCCCCAGCAGCUCUCCACCUUCGCCCUGACGCUGUACCAACACCGAGCGCGAGUGGACGGGAAGGCCGUGCUCGUGGGUAAGUGCGGAGCCCGGGGUCGGCUCUGUCUGAAGGCGGGACGGCCGCGGUGCUGCUGGGACGCAAAGCGCCGCGCGGGGCUUCCCGGCGGUGGGCAGGGGGUGCCGCACAGCGGUGUGUGUGGGCAGCGACAUGGAGGAAUGAAGAGCAGCAUCGCAGAGCCGUGGUGGUUUCACAGCCGGGCUGUGGCGUGCCGUUUGCUCUCCCCCCUCAAAAGAACAGGGGGGGGGGGGAAACAAGAUUUCUGGGACACAGCUGGACAAGAGAGGUUUCAGAGCAUGCAUGCCUCCUAUUACCACAAAGCUCACGCUUGUAUCAUGGUGUUUGAUGUGCAGCGGAAAGUCACCUACAAGAACUUGAACAACUGGUACAAGGAGCUGAGGGAAUUUCGCCCAGAGAUCCCUUGCAUUGUGGUGGCCAAUAAAAUUGAUGCGGAUAUGAAGGUGACCCAGAAAAGCUUCAACUUCGCUCGGAAGUUCAGUUUGCCCUUUUACUUUGUAUCUGCUGCAGAUGGCACCAAUGUAGUGAAGCUCUUCAAUGAUGCUAUCAAGCUGGCAGUUACUUACAAACAGAAUUCAGGAGACUUCAUGGAUGAGGUCAUGCAAGAACUGGAGAGCUUUGACCUGGAGAAGAAGAGUGAGAAUUUGUCGGAUCAGGAGGAGAGCUACCCUGAAGAAAAACCCCCGUCCUCCUAAGGACCACACUUGGAGUCCAUCUUUUCUCUCUGCUCCAGUUGUCAGGGGCUACUCAGAGCUCACCUCCACAGAGAAAAGCGAUUUUUCUCAUGCCCUGAGAUCUCUGGUGAUGGGGAGACCAGACACGCCCUCCCUUGGCUGGGCCCUAACUCCCUGUACGUCACAGUCAAGGCAGCAGUGGAAGUAUCCUUGUGCUUCUUCAAGACAAAACUUGCUGGGAGAGCUGAACCACUCCUGUACCUGCAGGGAAAGGCCCUGCCCAGAGACUUUAGUAGUACCUACUGGAGAAAACAAUUACUAAAGACUUUUUUUCUUUUUUUAUUUUAAGAAAGGUUUGAGUUUGGGUUC